Molecule: messenger RNA, 1334 nt
Organism: Ziziphus jujuba (common jujube)
Lineage: Eukaryota; Viridiplantae; Streptophyta; Magnoliopsida; Rosales; Rhamnaceae
Product: probable xyloglucan endotransglucosylase/hydrolase protein 6
Exons: 4
Coding region: 50-931 (293 amino acids)
Biological process (GO): xyloglucan metabolic process; cell wall biogenesis
Cellular component (GO): apoplast; cell wall
Molecular function (GO): xyloglucan:xyloglucosyl transferase activity; hydrolase activity, hydrolyzing O-glycosyl compounds
Source: RefSeq, a predicted model, not a curated record
UUUUUCUUGCAUAUCAACCCACUAGCUAAGUCUUUCUACGAGUCCCCAAAUGGCCACUAUUAUUUGUCCCUCAUUGAGAAAUUCAGUGGCAUCUCUUUGCUUUUGUAUCCUUUUAUAUUCUGUGUCGGUCGGGGCUCGACCUGCCACUUUUCUUGAGGAUUUUAGGAUCACAUGGGCUGAUUCCCAUAUCAGGCAACUCGAUGGAGGGAGGGCUAUCCAACUUGUGCUUGACCAAAGUUCUGGAUGUGGGUUUGCUUCAAAGAGGCAGUACUUAUUUGGUCGUGUAAGCAUGAAGAUCAAGCUUGUCCCUGGAGACUCAGCAGGAACUGUUACUGCUUUCUAUAUGAACUCGGACACAGACACAGUACGAGACGAGCUGGAUUUUGAGUUUCUGGGAAACAGAACAGGCCAACCGUACACUGUCCAAACUAACAUCUACGCUCAUGGUAAAGGAAACAGAGAACAAAGGGUCAACCUCUGGUUUGACCCUGCUGCAGAUUUCCACACUUACACAAUUCUCUGGAACCACCGCCAAAUUGUGUUCUAUGUGGAUGAAGUGCCAAUAAGGGUGUACAAGAACAAUGAAGCAAAAGGAAUUCCAUAUCCAACAAGGCAACCAAUGGGAGUUUACUCAACUCUGUGGGAAGCAGAUGACUGGGCAACAAGAGGAGGUUUAGAGAAGAUUAAUUGGAGCAAAGCACCGUUCUUGGCUUAUUACAAGGACUUUGACAUUGAAGGUUGUCCGGUACCAGGACCGGCAAGCUGUGCAUCUAGUACCGGUAACUGGUGGGAAGGAACGACCUACCAAGCACUGAAUGCAAUUGAAUAUAGGAGAUACAAGUGGGUUCGUAUCAACCACAUGAUCUAUGAUUACUGUACCGAUAAAUCACGGUACCCUGUGACCCCACCGGAGUGUGUUGCCGGCUUCUAAAUUCUAAAUACACACAACCAACCAAACCAGUCACCCCCCCAAGUGGUACAUACACCAUUCAUGUCAUAUAAUUUCAUAACUUUAAAAAAAAAAACCAAAAAAAAAAAAACAAUUCUACGUACGGACAUGCUUGCCCUCGUACGUACACCAUGCAAUAUGUAUGCGUGUGUGUGUGUGUGUAUAUAUAUUGCUAAUGGGUAUGGUGAGGAAUGCUUGUCCUUUGUGUGUAGAUGUGGAUGAAGCAUUUUAAGUUUGAUUUUGCAAGUAAGCAAAAGAAAAAGCAAAGUUCUAUUUGUCAACUUGUAAUCGUGUUCGUAUACCUGUUUGUAUCCUCCUAUCUUUCAUUGUUUGUUUCAAUAAAAUUUCUACAUCAUUGUCACAAUGAUACUUUUUACCCCUUCUA